CCGCGCCGCGCCUUAAAUUCCACGACAAGGACCGAUGCAUUUGGGAAAGGGUAAAUCUUGGGCUAACCGCCAUCAAGUACUACCAACACUACGUCGUUCCACAGCACUAAAUUAGAACAACGACUAAACAUUAGCUCAAUUCCCACUACCACAUGUAAAUUCAACUCCGAAAAUUCUCAUCGGAGACGCAGAAUAAUUUUUUAGUCCUAGGGUUUGCUAAUCACUUUGUCAUCGCCGGCUAUGGCGUUACAAACCGGAAUAGGCUUAGGCAGAAUCAUCUUCAUUGUCGGUGCUGGGUACACUGGUACUGUGCUGUUCCAAAAUGGUAAAUUAUCUGAUGUAUUAGGCGAGCUUCAGAACUUGAUAAAAAAUUAUGAAAAAUCAGGGGAGACAGAUGCUGGAGAUUCAGAUGUUAUGGCUGCACAGGUUCGUAGGCUGGCAAUGGAGGUUCGACAAUUGGCUUCUGCUCGAUCAAUUACUGUUCUUAAUGGAAAUUCUACUGGUAACUUGACAUCUCUUAUCAUGCCAACUGCUGCAGUAGGGGCGUUGGGUUAUGGAUAUAUGUGGUGGAAGGGCUUAUCAUUCUCUGACCUUAUGUAUGUAACCAAAAAGAAUAUGACAAAUGCCGUUUCAAAUUUGACAAAGCACUUGGAGCAUGUUUCUGAGGCGCUUGCUGCAACAAAGAAACAUUUGACACAGAGAAUUCAGAAUGUCGAUGGGAAAUUGGAUGAUCAAAUGGAGAUGUCAAAACUACUAAGGAAUGAGGUUAAUGAUGUGCGUGGUGAUCUGUCACAAAUUGGUUGUGAUUUGGAUGAAUUACAGAGAAUGGUUUCUGGUCUGGAUGGCAAGUUAGUUUCCUUAGAAGGCAAACAGGACUUCGCAAAUGCUGGUGUCAUGUACCUGUGCAAUAUAGUCAAUGGAAAAAGGGUGAAGAUGCCUGAUACACUUCAGGAACAACUUAAAAUUGUGGGCAACUCAACACCUAGUCUCAUGGGCCUUAAAGAACUUGCGGACUCUUUACCACAAGGAAAUUCUAAUAGGUAUUUAACUGAUGGCAUUGCCCAAGAUAAUCUUGAUAAGUUAAAAGAUCCACCAAGAGGCCUAAUGAGGACGGCUUCUACCAAGUGCUGAUUCACCCGUAUGAAAGGAAAUAUCAUUUGGUUGUUUCUGUUUUUCUUGGAGUAUCAGGGCUCUGCUGGGAUAUUUUCUUUUUUUCUUGGGGGGUUGUUGAACGGCAGUCUCUUCAACUUCUGUUCCAGUUAAUGGUUACAUAUGUAGUCAUCAAAUGAUGGAGCCUAUAUUUAGACCUCCACUGAUAUUUCAUCUAUGCGCUCAUAUAUACGUAUUUUGUCUCAAAUCACAACUGUAUAUGAUUGAAUAAAAUACGUGCCACUGGAUAGUAGGCACAGUGGUGACACUGUUAAUUUGAAAAAAGAUGUCAGAAAAUUAUUCUUGGUGUUCUCUUUUCUGUA
This is a messenger RNA of Nicotiana attenuata, 1472 nucleotides long. RefSeq lists its product as uncharacterized. Lineage: Eukaryota; Viridiplantae; Streptophyta; Magnoliopsida; Solanales; Solanaceae. The record is from RefSeq and is a predicted model, not a curated record. The transcript is spliced from 13 exons. Bases 241 to 1131 code for a protein of 296 amino acids.